Clupea harengus (Atlantic herring) is the source of this 2678-nucleotide messenger RNA. Its product is annotated as RPA-related protein RADX-like. Gene Ontology annotation, molecular function: single-stranded DNA binding. NCBI's taxonomy places the organism in Eukaryota, Metazoa, Chordata, Actinopteri, Clupeiformes, Clupeidae. The record is from RefSeq and is a predicted model, not a curated record.
AGAAACUAAAUUAAUGAAAAGUUGUUAUCUUUUGCAACCCUGUUUUCAUGUUGAGAAUAGGCUAGUUAACGAAUUGUCAUUACUAGUAUUUUGAAAGCUGUACAUAGGGAACGAAUUGGCUAGAGAUAGCUAGUUUGCUCGCUGAUGUCAUGAACAAUAUUUUGCCAGCUGUAACGUUACACAGGAAGAGAUAGCUAACUUGCCCUGCUCGCUAAUGUUGUAUUAACAUUACGCCCCAUGGAGUUGACAGAUCAAACUCCGUUGAGUAAGUCUAACGUUACAACGCAAAACUCUGCUCUGCUGUCAGCAUUGGAGCAGUUAAAAUCAUCAAGGACCACUCGACAGAAAAUUAACAACCCUCUUAAUGUGGCGGUCAUUUCUAUCCAGAGGUAUCUAGAUCAAAGUAACGUUGGCGCUAAAACCGAUAGUUGUACCGAUGUUUACACGUACGAUCUGACUGUGACAGAUGGGGCAUGGAGUAAAUGUAAACUUUCCACAACUCUACAUUCUUUGCUGCACAGAAAUAUUCUUCGUAGCGGCAUUGAUGUUCGUAUUGUGGAGUUUGCGAUCAUUUAUGACGAGAGGAGGUUAGGUCAGAGUUUUGUGCGCAUAGAUAACCUCGAAUGCACCUCAGAAGUGUCGGAGGUUUUUCGGUGUGCCAAAGACCUAGAUGCUCUGUCAGUUUGGACAAACAACGAUGCUCGAAUGCUCUCCUUCAUCCAAAUGGACCUUCCCCUCGAUGCGGGUCGGAAACAUUAUCUUUCGCUCUGGAAUAACGAAGAUCCGCAUGGCACAGUCUGGACGCCAAACGAUUCGCCAGUUGACGUACUCUUUGACGUGUCAAAAAUCUGCCUGGUGGCAGAUCUGGAGUCUUUCUAUGUCAGAGGGAAACCCCCCCGUCCACUACUUGUAAGAGUAAUGCACAAAUCCCGCUUGAGAUACUAUGGAAAACCAACCAAAAAUACCGACUUUCCAUUUCAGGCCUACUUCGAAGUGGCUGACCAGAGUGGCACCAUAUCCAUGGUUCUCUGGAAUGAGCUGUGUGUGGAGUGGUACCACAGGCUCAAUGUUGGAACGGAGCUCUACCUCAACCGCUACUCUCUGAAGAAAGCCUACCAACAGCGCACCCGGCCUCAAAUGAACAACAGUCACAUGGUCUUCCACUCCACCGAGGUCAGCCUGAACCCAGAAACUGCGGUGAUUUCUGUGAUCCCUCCACGGAAGGUGCAGCCACAGUGGUGUCUACCUGUGGUCUCCUACCUCUUUCACACUAGGUCCGAAAUUGAGAACUUGGCUGAUAAGGCUGUUGUUGAUGUCAUCGGCCUGGUCACCUUUGUUGGACGUACAGAGCGAGUUAGGAGCCGCGCAAACACAGUUCCUGAGAGGUUCUGGACGUAUCGGUGGGUCCACGCCGUGGAUGGAACAUCAAACGCUCCCUUUAUCCUUGAGAUCUUCUCCACCUCACAGCCAGAUAUGUUCAACAGUAUCCAUCCAAUGGCUCUCCUAGUGUGCACCCAGAUGAGAGUGUGUUGUGGCCCGGGCUCACAUCGCUACUUAACGUCCAGUGCAGAGACCCAGAUCUUCACCACAGGCUAUCACAAGAACCAGCCCUACCAGUCCCAGCCCAAGGUGAAGGCCUUCAUCCAGUGGGUGAAAACGCAGAGGGAUAGAGACAUGCUCACAAAGUGCACAGUCGGAGGGUACUACUGCUGCCCCAAUCCCCAGCCCACCUUGGCCCUCAACACAGACCAGAGCUCAGGAACCACAAGGCUUACCCAGAAUGCACCGCAGCAACAGCAGCUCCAGUGCACCCCGCAAACGCAAAACAGCACUGCCCUCAAAAGGCAGAUGAAACGCCACUACAUGACCAGGGCUCAAGCGUUGUCACGGAGAGAAAGUCCCAUCGAUGAGCCACCAGAAGAUGAAGAGGUAAGUGAGGAGGAGGAGGAGGAAGAAGAAGAAGCGCCUGAACAACACGAGCAGCCGUCAGAGCAAACCAGUCAGCCAGCAGCCACAGGGGCCGGUCCCCAGGGUAGCGCAGAGCAGUCUUCUGUCGACUCCCCAGAUGCAUCCUGGGAGAGCAGCCUGUCCCCUCUGUCCACCCUGCGUGUAAGUUUCCACCUGCGUGCGUCUGGAGGUCUGCACCGGGAGAGCGUGGCGGAAGGCUUCUGCUUCGACGACCAGGAGCUGCACCUGCGCCAGAUCAACCUGCACCCGUCCCGCUGGAGCCCCGAGCUCUACCCGCCGCAGCACGCCACCCACCCAGCCGCGGCCUGCGACGGCUACUACACCCUCACCAUACUGGGGCUGAAUCAGCAGGUGGCAGUAGAUGCCCUGUUUAUGCCCGUUUGGUCAUCAAAAGACCCCCGGGCAGCCAGCAUGUCCUGGAGUCUCCAUGACAACAGCCUCCUGUCAUGCCUCAUGUCAGGUCACUUCUGCCCUCCUCCGAACACUUCUGGAUCAACAGACACCCCACGCCCCACCCCAGAGGAGGUGAUGAGCUCGGUGGCUUCGCUUGAACAGGAGCACAUGGUGUGUGUGCUGGACAUCUGUCUCCUAGGAGACGGGAAAGCGGAGGUGAUAUGCUCCAGGGUCUUCAGAACCAGGGACCUCAUCACAUCACAGACCAGCAGUGCCCAGUAGAAUGCACUGACUCAUUUUUAGUGGGUAUAUGAAGA